AACAAACUAAACAAUUGAAGAAAGGAACGUAAAAUUAGAUUUCGAUCAAUAGCAGUAAACUGGUAAAGUUAAAUUGAAGGCCACCAAACUUGUAUGUAUUUUUGGGUGGAGUUACUAAAUAUUAUGCAGACUUAAUAAUGUAAAUAGGCCUACCUUCACGCGAUCGUUCUAAGGUAGUAUCUAUGUUUUCAGUCUGUUAACAGAUCGAUCUAGUCUAAUUUCAGACUUGUUGAUACCGCUGAAACUAUGAAGGCAUUUCGUUUAUUCGUGAUCCUGGGCUUACUGUCGAUUACGUUUAGUAGGCGAGUAUCAGUUAGUGAGGAGGAAUAUCUAGAGCAAUAUGGUUACCUAACUCCAGUUUCGGACGGGGUAGAACGUUCAGAUGAUGAGUUGCGUGAAGGACUUUUGUCGUUCCAACGCCGAAACAACUUACCAGAGACGGGAACCAUGACAAGCGAGACAAGAGCAAGGAUGUCGCAGCCGAGAUGUGGCGUCAGAGAUGACGAACCGCAGCAAUCUCUCCUUCGAUUUGCAUGGGUUGGAACAAAAUGGUUGAGUACAUCUUUAACGUACAGUUUUUUGAACUACACAACUGACAUACCUGUGAAUGAUACCAGAGAAGCUAUUGAAGCUGCUUUCAAACUCUGGAGUGACGUCAGUCCUUUAAGAUUCACCAAAGUAGAUCCAUCAUCUAAUCCUGAUAUAAACAUACUGUUCAGUGAUGGAGAACACGGAGACAAUAAUCCAUUUGAUGGCCCCUUAGGUGUGCUUGCCCAUGCAUUCUACCCAGGACCGGGAUUUGGUGGUGACGCACAUUUCGACGAGGCUGAAAAUUUUACAAUUAAUGGAGGACCCGGGAUUGAUUUGUUCCAAGUGGCUGCACAUGAGUUUGGCCACAGCUUAGGCCUCAAUCAUUCAAGUGAUCCUGCUGCUUUAAUGUGGCCGUAUUAUUCAGGAUACAUUCCUAAUUUCAUGCUACCGCAAGAUGACAUUAAUGGAAUACAGUAUAUCUAUGGGUCCAAUCCAGAUGCACCUUCUACAACAUCCGCACCAGACAACGAGAUUCAUGAAAGAAACGAAGAUUGCCUGUGUAUCCGACGUAAACCAGAUAUAUAGUGACGUCAUAUUCCUGUAUAUAUAGGCCUAUAUACAUAUAUAUAAAGCCUAUAUAUUUACAUAUACAUAUAGGCCUACAUAGGCCUAAUGUUAAAAAGGUUAAAUAACAUUAUAAUAUCCCUAUACAUUUGUAUGUACAUAGAUAGGCCUAUGCAUUAUAAUGACAAUUGCAAAGAAUUUUUGUGGAUAAAAUUUUUAACUCAGCUGUUUACUUUAUAGCCUAUAAAUACAACUGAACGUUUACAAUUCUGCUGUACUUGCUAAAUUUUAAACUCACAAUUAAACCUGUCAUAGUAUACUUUGCACGCGGCGGUCACAACCAAUCCUUAAUAAUUACUGUAUAGCUUGAAAGUAUUUAAAGCAGAAUCUUGUUUACGAACACUGAUACAUACACCUAAAUAAAUACGGUUCUAAACCAGUAGCGGAUACAUCAAAUCCAAAUACAUGGGGUCCAGUGAGGGACUUUGGCAAAUAGAGGGUAUAUACCACCUCAGCCCAACCACGGUUGGGGCUGAGGUGUGGAUAUUUCACCACUAAGUGGCCGUAACUGGCACUCUUAGACUUGAAUUUUAUUAUAAUUUUGUCCUUUUGGCUCUCAAUUCUCUUUUAAUUUCCAAGAAUUUAGAGUGGGGGAGGGAAGGCGGUGGGGAGCGGGCCGACUGGGCCUUCUUCAUUUCGCCACAGUAAACGUUAAUGUCAAUGAAAGGUAUAAGAAUAGUAAAAUGUAUUACGAAAGCCAUGCACAGCAUCUAUUAAUUAUUGUUAAUGCAAUUGUGGAUGAUGAUGGAGAUGUGACUUGAUAUUUUAAAAAGAAAUCAGGUCGUUAUUUUGUAUGGUCGUCGAAUGCACGCUUAUAAGAUAUAGUUGAUUUUUGAUAAAGUAUAAUAUCAAUCCAUGUAUGUAUACAGUGUAUAUAUUGUAACAUAAUUUGUAUAUAAAAAUAUUAUUUAGAUUUACAGAAAUUAUAUUUAGAUGGAUGUAUUUUUGUUUAUAUAAAUAAUUAACGCAAAAUAUUGUUACUUCUCCAAACUCUUUAACUCUCCUUCUUUCAAAUGAGCGAGAGAGCUAGAGAUGUGACAACUAUUACAUUAGUAAGAAAGGGAAAAAAGAAAAUAUAGGGCGUUACUAACGAGUGAAUUUAUUAUGUCAAUAUUAUGGCCUAACAUUUUAUCUUAUGGUGUAGGAUAUCAGCAUACUUGCCUUACUUGCAUGACGACUCCAUUAAACAUGUCUGGAUUGACAUAAAAAUAUGUAACAAUUGUUUCCAAUAGGCCUAGUGCUGAUUAUUUACGUAUUAGCUUUUUCCUUUGCUGUCGUAAUUGCUUUGCAUAGGAAGUAUCAUCAAAUAAGUGGUCUUUGUUUAUGCUAGUCGGCUCCAAUAAAAUAUUUGUUGUCGAUUAA
Anneissia japonica is the source of this 2517-nucleotide messenger RNA. Its product is annotated as matrix metalloproteinase-18-like. The transcript is spliced from 5 exons. Gene Ontology annotation, cellular component: extracellular matrix. Gene Ontology annotation, biological process: extracellular matrix organization; collagen catabolic process; proteolysis. Lineage: Eukaryota; Metazoa; Echinodermata; Crinoidea; Comatulida; Comatulidae. The record is from RefSeq and is a predicted model, not a curated record. Bases 247 to 1116 code for a protein of 289 amino acids. Gene Ontology annotation, molecular function: metalloendopeptidase activity; zinc ion binding.